This is a messenger RNA of Symbiodinium pilosum, 1695 nucleotides long. Lineage: Eukaryota; Dinophyceae; Suessiales; Symbiodiniaceae. The record is from the annotation of a GenBank genome assembly.
AUGGCCUGUGUGCAGCGGGUUGGAAGGAAAGGUCUUGCCCGUGCGUUUUCUUCAUGGAGGCCGAAGGCAGCUCAAUGCAGAGGAUUCUCGGAUGUUCGAGAGGACGGCAAAGUCACUGGACCUAGGUAUUAUCCUUCACUUACGCAGACCCUGCGGAAUACGCGCGGACGAGAGCUGCUACGAAUCGUGGACACAGCGGUGCCAAACCUGCAGAGUGAGCAGGAGUUCCUCGUCAUCCUCAAGGCCUUGGCACUGGAUGGCCAGUUCCGUCGAGCACUUCGCCUGAUGAGGGAGAUGAAAGAUUUGGGCCUGGAGCUCGACAUCGUGAAGUACAACUGGGUUCUCAGCGCCAUGGCAAAGGAUAAGCAGGUAGAGCGAGCCCUGGCCAUGCUGGAUGAGAUGAGAGAGAAAGCUGUAAGUCCUGAUCUACAAAGCUACAACCACUGCGCAGGUGCAUGCAAACCGAAGGAGUGGCAGCACUCGCUCUAUAUACUGCGGAGCCUCAUGCCCGCUGCUGGUAUUCAGGCUGAUGCUCAAAGCUUCGAGCAUGUGGCGGCCGCGUGCGAAGAAGCUCACGAAUGGCAGCGAUCCCUGUCGCUCUUCUUAGAGAUCAGCCAGCAGGGUCUCUUUGCAAGCUCUGUUGGCCACAACUACGCUCUCUCAGCAUGCCGCCAGGGCAAGCAGUGGAAACAUGGCUUUGAAAUCAUGGACGCGAUGAAGCAAAGAAGCUUCGAGCCGGACUUCCGCUUGAAAAUGGAUUUGGAGGCGCAGUCACGAGGCCUGGACCGCGCUCCACCCCCCGAGCCGAGCAGCCGAUCCAUGCCAUCCCCAGAUAACGUCUGGCAGCGGAAGCAGCAGCUGCGAGAGCUGCGGGAGCAAGACAAGCGGCGCCAGGAAGAGCGGCGUUUGGAGGAGGAGCGACAGAAACGACUGCGCGAGGCGCACCAGUCAGAACCCGCAACACCCUCAGCUUCUUCGGCGCAAUCCACCCCACAGACUUCUGAGCAGUCUGCAAAGCCUGCCGCGCGGGAGACUGUACGGGAGGCUGCGCGGGAGACUGUACGACCUUCUGCCAAGGCGGAGAGCUCGUUGAACUUGCCGGAUCCUAAAUUUCGGGCUCAACAUCAAGAUUCGGCGGGACUUGGAGACAUUCCAGUUGCCAAGGCAACACAGGCAUUGCCAGCCAAGACUCAGCAGAGAGCCGAAGGCUCGCGGCAGGAGCGUGAGCGGCGUGAUCCUCCAAGGAGGGAUCCCAAACGGCCAAAGCUACGCUCACCUGGAUCCUACGUUCUUCCAGUCUUCGCGCAGCAUGAUCGCUCAAAUCAUGCAGAGCGGCAAGCACUAAUCAAGGUCAUUGCUCGUGUGCAAGAGGCGUCAGGUGCGAAGACUGAUGCUGAAUUUGAGGCUGAGUGCGCAGAAGUCACCGGUACUGUUCGGCUGUAUGCGUCACACACGCCUUGUAUCUCCUGCAUGGCAUGUUUCUGCCAAUUUCAGCGAUUGUUUCCUAAAGUGAAACUCUGUGUUGACUUUGACGAUUGGCGCGACACACGCCGCAUGGUGGAAAUGGCAAGGAGAGAGGAGGAACACAAGAGGAGGAACUCCACUCCUCCAAACUAUGACUGCCCAGGCUUGUCCGACAUGUCAGAUGAGGAGGAGCCAGAGGACCUCAAUCCAGCAGCAUCAAUGACCAUGUAA